GCAAUUCGGUCAAAAGAAUUGGCUAAUUGUUCAUUAAUUACUUAUUGUCAUCUCGAUCUAAUUUAGAUUGUGAAAUGUUUAGAGGUUAAAUGUGUCAUAAUUAAUCUCUCAACAAUUUAAAUACUUUCAGUAAUUUGGUUUCUUGUGUGUUGGAUUAAUAAGUUGUGAUUUUGUUUUUCUAUUGUUUAUGAAAUAGUUUUUACAUUAUUGGGGAUCAUGAAAUUAUUGGUGAAAAUGUUUUCUAAACUUGCAAAUUGGUCUUUUCUUGGAGCAAUUGUAUUGGUGUUUAAUUUGUUUCUUUUGGACAUUUAUUCAAUUUAUCCAUGUGAUUGGCCUUGUCCCGAUUGUUCAGAUGAAAAUUUCGUUAAAGUGAUGAUAUUAAGUGACCCCCAUCUUUUGGGUAAACGUAAAGGUCAUCCUGUUGACCAAUUUACCAGAGAAUGGGAAAUGUCAAUAGCUUUUCAAUUAGCUAAAUCAAUUCGUAAGCCUGAUGUGAUCAUUUUUCUCGGUGAUCUUUUAGAUGAAGGAUUAACCGUUGAUGAGAAUGGUUUUGAUAAAUAUGUUGAUCGAUUUGAAAAAAUUUUCUCAAUCGAAGAUCCAAUUGAGAAAAUAUUUAUCGUUGGUAAUCAUGAUAUCGGUUUUCAUGAUCGAGUUGCUGCUUAUCCAUAUCUACGUAAACGCUGGGAGAAAGCUUUCAAUUCUAGUCUAGCAAAAUUGGUCACAAUUAAGGGAAUCAAGUUCAUCUCAAUCAACAGUAUGGCCAUUGAAGGCGCUGAUUUCUCGUUGGUCCAAGAAAUGGAAAAUUAUCUAUCGGUUGUUGAUGAACAAUUAACGAAAAGUAAUCUACCUGGAGAUCCUAUUCUUUUGUUACAUUUUCCAUUAUAUCGGAUUAAUGAUGAUAUUUGUCAUGAAAUUGAUUCUCAAAAAGGACAAGAUCGAUUGAACAAUUUCACCCCCGGCGUGGAAAGUUUAUCCAAACGUACAUCGGACAAUUUACUUGAACGUUAUCGUCCACGUUUAAUUUUCAAUGGUCACAUUCAUUCAGGUUGUGUUGUUAAUCAUACUAAACAUGAUUCUCAGGAAUGGACAGUUGCCUCAUUUAAUUGGAGAAAUCGACAAGAUCCAAAUUAUCUUCUUCUUCAAAUUUCACCAAAUGAUCAUUCAAUUGUUAAAUGUUUCCUACCAACGGAGAUUUCAAUUGUAAUCACUUCAAUUUUAUGUUUAAUUACACUUUGUGUCUCAACCAAGAUAAUGGGAAAAUUAGUCGACUCUCAUUCACCAAAAUCUCAACCUAAAAGUAAACCAAAAGACAACAAGAAAAAGGAUAAAGAAAACCACAAACCAGUCUCCAAAGGCGAAAUUAAGAAAAGAAAAUCGAAAGAAAAAAAUUAACUGAUUUAGAUCACAUAUACAAAUAGAUUAAUUAACUUUUGUCUAAACUAAACAAAAAAAACUAAAUUAACUUUCUAAACCAAAGUCACAAGUUGCACCUUCCUAGAAGAUGUUCAAAAAUGUACCUAACAAUUUUACCUUUGAGAUUUUCUAUUAAAAAAAACCAAUUUCUUUGAAUAGUAA
Panonychus citri (citrus red mite) is the source of this 1575-nucleotide messenger RNA. Its product is annotated as metallophosphoesterase 1 homolog. Lineage: Eukaryota; Metazoa; Arthropoda; Arachnida; Trombidiformes; Tetranychidae. Gene Ontology annotation, biological process: GPI anchor biosynthetic process. The coding region runs from base 217 to 1392 and encodes 391 amino acids. The record is from RefSeq and is a predicted model, not a curated record. Gene Ontology annotation, molecular function: hydrolase activity. The transcript has 2 exons.